Molecule: messenger RNA, 3498 nt
Organism: Varanus komodoensis (Komodo dragon)
Lineage: Eukaryota; Metazoa; Chordata; Lepidosauria; Squamata; Varanidae
Gene: RADX
Product: RPA1 related single stranded DNA binding protein, X-linked
Exons: 15
Coding region: 158-2407 (749 amino acids)
Biological process (GO): regulation of DNA repair
Cellular component (GO): replication fork
Molecular function (GO): single-stranded DNA binding
Source: RefSeq, a predicted model, not a curated record
GCCGCCCGCCGCGCCCUGCCCGUGCUACUACUACGACGUGACGGUCACGGACGGCGUGUGCCAGGAGAAGUGUCACCUGGCCCCCGAGCUGAACCCCCUGGUGCACAAGAGCGCGCUCCGCUGCGGCCUGCGCGUGCGCAUCACGCAGUGCUCGUACAUGUACAACGAGAAGCGGCUGGGCGACGGCUUCCUGUGCAUCGAGGGCCUCGAGAUCCUGGGGGUCUCGGACUUGGGGGAGGCCCCUCCGGCUCCCAAGCCGGGCCGCGAAAAGCCCGCGGUGCCACUGAGGGGGGGCAAGAGGCAUUACCUUCCCUUGUGGAAUAAUGAGGACCCCUAUGGGGAGAUCUGGGUGGAAAAGAAGGUGGCACAGGAUGUGUGUGUCGAUGAAUCUAAGCUGGGAACUCUGUUGCAGCUGGACAUGGGCUGGAAGUCCAAAAUCAACUUCCAGCCCUUGCUUGUAAGAAUCCUGCAUAAGGCAAGAUUACGGUAUUAUGGGAAACCUGACACAAAACUGGACAUGCCGUAUCAGGCCUAUUUUGAAGUGGCUGAUCCUUCUGGUAUGAUGUCAAUGGUGCUGUGGAGCUCCUUAUGCCCUGAGUGGUACCGCAGUAUGAAGACCGGCACCGUUUUACUGCUUGAACAGUAUGGUGUUAAAGCUAGUUACCCCUUCAAAACACAACCAACACCUGGCGAUUUGCACAUGAAGAGAUUCUCUUCUUUAGAAAUCACUUUGAAUAUGCGAGACCCUCCAACUAAAAUUAACAUCAUUCCAGAAAAUAAAGUUAAAGUGGAAUGGAAGUUGCCUGAAGUUAAAUAUCGAUUUAUAACAAGGUCAGAGUUAGAUAACUUACCAAACAAUCACUCUUGUGAUAUUAUUGGCCUGGUACAGUAUGUGGGAAGGACUGAGCGUACAAGAAAAAGAGAACAUGGAGAAGAUUUCUGGAUCCAUCGCUGGGUGCAUGUUGUAGAUGGGACCUCUGAGCAGCCCUUCAUAUUAGAAUUGUUUGCCACAUCUCAGCCAGAGAUAUUUGAACAAAUUCAUCCAAUGACAUAUUUGGUAUGUACACAGAUGAGGGUGAUACGUGAUACCUCUGAGAAUGGCUCCUGUCCAGUUUACCUAACAACAUCUAAUGAAAGUGAAAUAUUUGUUACAGGGUGGCACAAGGGCCAGCCAUAUACAAAAGAUAACAAGGUGAAGUGCUUUAUCCAGUGGAUUAAAACUCAGCAGGAAGCGGUUCAUAUGGAGAAAGCUGCCAUUGGUGGAUAUUACCCUUUCCCACCUGUCCCUGACACCUUUUUGAAGUUUUGUAAAAGUGUUAAAGGUGAAUCAGUUUUGACAACCAUCAGUGAAAUGGAGAAGGAGAUUGAAAGCCUGCACUACAGGGAGCAGAAACGCAUUGCUUUUCAGGGGAUAAUUAGUGCUAUAAGAUAUGUCAGCUGUAGCAAUACAUCUCAAGUUGCCUCAGGAGUGGAACCAAUGCAGAUUUCUGAGUCAGAAAAUGACUCUGCUGAGCAAGAAAUAAGAAAGCAUCAGCAAGCCGAGGAAGCAACUUCUGUGCAAGGGUCUCCAUCAUCUUUGCAGGAGCCAUGCAUCGUAACCAGAAAGAGCCGAUCAAAGAGAAAGAUUCCAGCUGUACAGACAAGAGACCCUCUUCCUUUACCUUCUGGAUAUAAAUACUUCACAAGGUCAGCAGGAAAAAAAAUAAUGUUACAUACGCAAGAAAAUUCCUCUUCAAGAGAAGAAAGCCACGAAGUGGUAGAAGCAAUGCAACCCUGUAAAACAGGUGACAAAGAAACAGCUGAUGUGUGUGAAACAGUUCAAGCAAGGAGGAGGUGCCAUAAUUCCUGGGAAAGCACUCUCUGGACAGCAGUAAAAGACAACUUAACACAGCACUUAAACUACAGCACCGUUUUCCCAGAAAGCUUCCCUUGUAAAUUUAAUUACAUGCACAAAGAAUUACUUAUGCAGCGAUACAAUCUUCACCCAGCCAGUUGGAAACCAAAAGAACAUAUAAGAAAUGGAGAAGUGAAAGUCUUUGAAAAUACUUGUCCUCUGGAAUACUAUGAAGUAGCUAUUCUUAGCUUAAAUCAUGACAUGGCAGUCGACGUAGCCUUCCUGCCGAUAUGCUGUCCCGAAGAAUCUAAUUUAUUUCCAGCAGAAGCUGUGCCAAGUGAUGCAGUGUUGCCUCGUGCCAGUGGCACCUCAUGUCAUCAGGAGACAACGAGCAAAGAAGAGCUCCCUGAGCUACUUUCCCUUUCAGAUGAAGUUGUAAAAGCAGCUGCUGACCUGGAGAAACAGCAUGUCAUCUGUAUUCUGGAUAUCUGUUCUUUGGGUGAAGAUAAAGUUGAAGUCUUCCUUAACAAAAUCUAUAAAAUAACAGAAGUGGAUGUAGCAAGCCAAACAUAGCUCAUUAUUUAUUAUAGAUUUGCACUGUUAAACUAAGAAGAAUAAAUAUGGAUCAGAAUGCCUUUUUCCUGGCAUUUGUCCAGCAGACGAACCUGGAUACUUCGCAGUAAGGCUGUGAAGGAAAGUUCCGGACCCUUUGUACCUGGGAGCACACUUCUCUGUUCCAUUCGCACACAGGGCACCCUGAAAUCAGUGUUUGGGUGCCACAAAAAAUGAUAGUUAACCUUCACCUGAGGUUGAUGUGCCAGAAGGGAAGCAAUGAAUCUAUUAAGUGAUCAUGUCCUGCUUGUGCAGGAGAAUUUGGCUUUCAGGUGCUGUUACCUGAUUGCUUGGCAUUUCGAGGUGGUGACAUUCUAAACGUUUGGCAUAAUGAAUAGUGAGCAUCUCCAGAUGGAAGAGAAGACUUGGUUCCAAGUAUAACUAAGCUCUGACCUGCCAGAAAGGAUAGCCAAAAAUGGGUUUCCCGGUAUUAUCACUCAUAACCAGAAAGAAAGUUGGGAAAGGAACAAGGAAAAUGACUAGAGAGAUGUUCUUGCUCUCUGAAGGCAACUACCUUAAAUCCCCCAGAGCCUUGUCUACGGGGAAGGGUGUCCGUGUUCUACAUUUGCUGUGCCAAAAUGUGAGUUUCAAUAAUACUGUCAGCUAAUAUGUGUGGAAUGGCUCUCUCUCACAGAGAAGGUGAGCUUGGAGCAAACUAUUCAAAUGAAAAGUACGUGGUAAUGUUGGUUCUUGUAGCAAUGGAUAUGCAGUGGAAGUGCUGUUGAUGCAGAACUAGUAGCCUAGCUCAGGCAUAGGGAACCCUCAGUGUGGCCUCCAAAGCAAGCAAUACCGCUGCUGUGCAGUGAAAAGGAAAGCAGUGUUUGUGUGUGUGUUCCGAGCUGGGCAGCGUGCAUUUUAAUCUAAUUAUUCCAGGAGCCAUUUCCACUCCCUGUGUCUUACUGCAAUAUUAAACCUACAGUGUGAUGUACCUUACUGACAUUUUAACUUAACAGUGACUCAUCUUUAAGUGAUAAUUGUGCACAUAAUACUUUUCAAAUAGCUCUUUCUUUCCUGUGAUUACCUGUUUUUAAUAAAAAUGAAACAUUGGUUCA